Messenger RNA from Chondrus crispus (carragheen), 177 nucleotides. RefSeq lists its product as hypothetical. Lineage: Eukaryota; Rhodophyta; Florideophyceae; Gigartinales; Gigartinaceae. The transcript has a single exon. The record is from RefSeq and is a predicted model, not a curated record. Bases 1 to 177 code for a protein of 58 amino acids.
AUGAAGCGAGCGAGCGGAAACGAGAGUCUGGAUUUUUUCCCCCUUUUUUUCUUCUUUUUUCCUUUUUUUCUUUAUUUUGCACGUACAGUAUACUUGUACGCGUGGUGCUUAUGGUGGCGGGAGGGAGGCGCUUUCGCGGGCAAAGCAUGGAAAAGGCCGGACAAGGAGGUGUGUUGA